Molecule: messenger RNA, 1283 nt
Organism: Aphanomyces invadans
Lineage: Eukaryota; Oomycota; Saprolegniomycetes; Saprolegniales; Verrucalvaceae
Exons: 2
Coding region: 102-1055 (317 amino acids)
Biological process (GO): maturation of 5.8S rRNA; maturation of LSU-rRNA
Cellular component (GO): preribosome, large subunit precursor
Source: RefSeq, a predicted model, not a curated record
UGCGGAAUACAUCGGUGGUGGCGAGACAUAUCCGGAUAAAUCACAAUUCCCGGAUAUGCUCAAGUGGAGGCAACCAAUGGUUGAAGCUGUUAUCGGACAAGAUGAAGGUGACGCUCAAGGCCAAGCAUGGCGGAGGUAAGACCUCCGCAGUCUUGGAGCUGCCGAAGAAGUCGGUCCCCGUCGAUAUUGAACAGUCAAAUGGAGAGUCCAACGAAGAAAAUGAGCAAGAGGUCGAGGAUGACGGCGAUGACGAUGACGAUGACGACGAUGACGAUGACGACGAUGGAGAAGUUAACAGUAGUGAUGACGAUGAAGAGGAUGGUGGAGAUGGCGAUAACAACGAUGGCGACGACGACGAUGAGCUUCCAGGUGAUGACAACUUUGGCGAAGAUGAUGACGCUGAGGAAGGCGCUGUCGGGUUUGCGGAUGCCAUGAGCAAGGUCUUGAACCAGAACGUUGAGCAAGAGAAGGCGCCGAUUUUGGCGAAGCGCGUGACCUCGCAAAUGCGCGAGAUUUCCAAGGAUAAGUCGACGACAAAGGAGUCCAAGAUGAGCGCAAAGGAAAAGCGCGCGCGGGAGGAGAAGGACAUGGUGAUCCCGAGCCAUUUGACCAUGGUCCAGGACAAGGCACUCCGUGGGAUUGCGACCAAGGGGGUUGUCGCGCUCUUCAAUGCCAUCGCCAAGCACCAGCACGGCCAGCAGCAACAAGACGGGUCCAAGCAGAUCAAAUCUCUGAGCAAAGACUCUUUCCUUGGGCUGCUGAAGCAACAAGGCAAGAAGAUGGAAACUCCAGCGCCGCAAGACGACUGCAGCGAUGAUACCGCGGACAAGUCGAGCUGGUCCGUGGUCCAGGAUGACUACAUGAUGGGCGCCAAGAUGAAGGACUUCGACAAGGACGAUGAGGUUGCGAAUGAGGACCAAGACGUGUGGAACGCAGCCCAUGAUCACCUGGACUCGGACAAUGAAGAUGGCGGCAAACACCAAAAGAACAAGGCAAAAGGCCACCCAAAGAAGGGCGGCGGCCACAAGCCAACCAAGAAGCAACGCACCAGAUAGAACCCAAUACACUAGGAAACACUGUUAUCUAAUUGACGUCGCAUGUGGAGGAAGGCAUAUUGGACUUGUAUUGUUGGAAUCGGCGCUGGGCCUCCUCCUCGACUCGCUUGGAGACCUUCUGCUCUUCCAAGUACCGAUGCUGAACGAGGAAGCCCCCGUAAGCUCCGCCAAGGCCAAAGAUCACCGCCAUCGCGGCCUUGCCCACGUUGUUGUUCCCUCGCAUUCUUG